AUGGAGCCUCUCACCCAAUGGAAGGCCAUCGUUCUAGAUCAACUGCCAACAAAUCCCUCUCUCUAUCUGGUCAAGUAUGACGGAAUUGACUGUGUCUAUGGCCUGGCACUUCACAGCGAUGAGAGGAUUUUAAAGCUUAAGAUCUUGCCUCACAAAGUAGUGUUUCCUCAAGUGAAAGACGCCCAUCCCGAAAGUGCCAUGGUUGGCCGAGCUUUGGAGCUUAAAUUUGAGGGCAAACAUGGCUCUAAGGACAACUGGAGUGGGGUGGUCCUAGCCCAUGUACCGAUCAUGAAGGACUGGUUUUCCAUCACCUACGAGAAAGAUCCAGUCCUAUACAUCUACCAGCUCCUGGAUGAUUACAGAAAAGGUAACUUCUGUAUCAUUCCAGAGACUCCUCCAGCAGAGGUGAAGUCAGACGUUGACAGCGACAUCUUAAGGUCAAUGUAUGCAGUACACCAGAAGUUACGGGUCCAAAAAGAUUGGCAAAGUCAUUUACCAAGUUCUAGCCAAGUCUUCCAUGUACUUCAUCAAGUUUGUUGGCAAUGUCCACAUCUAAGUCUAUAAUCUGGUGGAAAAGAUCGGUUAAGGUGAAAUUCACAAAGUGUGGGGGACAUAGAUCUGUAAUUUAUAGGAUUGGGGGAAAAAUGUUUUUAUGUGUUUUAGAUACACAAGGGCCUUUGACAACCCCAGUAUCUUUUCCAGUGGAAUUUGUUUUUGCUCUAAAAAUUAA
Rattus norvegicus (Norway rat) is the source of this 730-nucleotide messenger RNA. The record is from RefSeq and is a predicted model, not a curated record. Lineage: Eukaryota; Metazoa; Chordata; Mammalia; Rodentia; Muridae.